This is a messenger RNA of Rodentolepis nana, 4332 nucleotides long. NCBI's taxonomy places the organism in Eukaryota, Metazoa, Platyhelminthes, Cestoda, Cyclophyllidea, Hymenolepididae. The record is from the annotation of a GenBank genome assembly.
AUGGAUUUAGUGGCGAAGAAUCUCAGUGACGAAACAUUGGAUCUGGUAGUUGGUGACUGCAGGGCUCCUAAAGUUAAAAAGUUGUUAUUUCAUCCCAACGUUGUUCUUUCAUUUGUUGGAAAAUUGGCCUUGCCUAAAUGUACAAUCCAUGCAAAUCUCCCACAUAGACCUUCAGGUGUGGACGUUUGCUUACUUGUAAAGGACCUAAAGAAGGCUGAUUAUGACGCCAGCAACGAUCUAUGGAAGCGAAAAUGGAGGGCUGAUUCUGUGAAUACGCCAACAAGCCUUACAGUUACCUUUCUACCUAUUAGUGAAUUGAAGCUAUGUUAUCAAUCUUUUGAAUCCAAAAGGAAACUUGCAUCUACGUUUGAUAUUUUCCUAGCAGACAGGCGUAUUGUCCACCAUCUCCCAACAAAUUUGGGAAAGGCUUUCUAUGGAAAAUCACGUGAUAAGAUUCCGAUUCCCGUCACUAUUGAUGGAAAUAAUCUUGUUAAAGCUGUCGAAGACGCUCUUCACUCAUGCCUAGUUACUAUUAGCGGCAAAGGAACCACAGAAUCUGUUGUUAUUGGCAAUACGAGUUUGUCAAUCGAGGAUAUAAAGGAAAAUACUCUUUCAGUUCUUCCAGGCGGGAUGAAAACAAUUAGAUCCAUUUACUUGCGUGGAAAUGGCCCUAGUGUUCCAAUUUACUAUGACAAUACCAAUGCAAGUGCAGAAGAAUCAAAGACCAACCUUAAAGUUAUCAAAUCACAGGGUUCCGCUACGUCUAGUCUUCAAAUUCCUCUUACUGAAACCAUUCUCGAGGCAGCCAAAUUCCUCCCCAUUAGUGAUUCAGAGCUAAAAUCGAUAUUAAAGAAAACUGGACGGAGAAAGGUCAAAAGAAUCAUGAAGACUUCUACAAAAAAGUCGCAGAAGAAAAAAGGUUCUAGAUUAAACUUUCCGCUUCAAAAAAUUACUAUCACUCGGGAUGUUCCAUUUGAAGCUGUUCCUAUUCCAGAGUCCAAAUUUCGUUCUGUUAUAUCGACGCCCAGUUUUCAGCAUAUUUCAAAUGAUGAUUAUAAUUUUAUCUUUGUUGCUCAAAUAAUUUUUCGAUCAGCCAUUUCUCGUGAACACCUCGGCAUCAACUCUUUUGAUGGUUUGCGUUCAAAUUUAAAUGCCAGUUUCCGUGUCCGUGAAAUUAUUAAAUCAACUACAUUUUCCACUGACGGUAAAACGGAACAAACAUUUGAUUCAAUUUGUAUGCGAAUGAAAGAACUCUUAAGCGCAUCGAAUUCCCAAACUACGCCUCCAUCUAAUGCACAAAGUCCAACCUCACGAAUUUUAAGCCUUCCAACACCAAAGUUGCCGGUUGAAGAUUGUGCCAUUAUCUCACCCAGUAUAAUCUGGAGUAAUGAGCAUAGUUUGUUCCUUCAAGAUGAUAUUGACCUUUCGGAACGGCUUAAUUAUAAUGAUGUUCAGGAACUUAUUGAUGUCCUAUUUGGACUCCCUCGUCGACAUAUUGGCACGUCACAAGUGAAGUUCCGUAAUCUACCUGUGGUUAAUGCUUUUGCUACCACCAUUGUACUUAGGAAUUUCUAUCCUGAGUACAUUCACAACCUGCGAGAACGCCUUGUGGAGGCAUUUCCCGAGUCGCGUUUUGUGGAACAGAGCAGCAAUCAGGGCUACUUCUCUUUUUCUCCCUCGUUUUCUUCUUUGCCCUCAGUUGAACCAGAGGAAGGUGGGGGAAGUGAUUCUCCAGAGCAGCUCAAAGACAACACUGGUCCAAAUGUUUUUGUGGUCCACUACCGGGGACACAAUCUCUACAUGCAAUAUGCCCCUCUUGUUGCUCUCUACACCUGUCUUGUUCUCUACAUCUGCUUCUCUGUUAGUAAGUGGUCGUAUGCCUGCGUCACCUGUGGCUUGAUGUCGCCUGCUCUUCGUGGAAGAGAGUUCUUCCCCUAUCUCGUGGUUCUAAUUGGUUUUGAGAAACUUCUUUCUGUUACUAAAGCUGUUGUCAAUACACCAAUUGACAUUCCAGUUAAGUAUCGUAUUGCUCAGGGUUUAGCCAAAGAGGGCUGGCCAAUGACUAAGAAUCUAAUGUUGGCUUUUGUGGGAACCGCAUUUGGUUUCCUCACCUUCAAUUCAGGAAUUCAAGAAUUCUGUCUCAUUGCUAUCGUCAGCUAUACUACAGAUUUCUUCCUACAAAUGUUCUUCUUUGUACCCGUUCUUGCGAUCGAUAUUCGUCGAAUGGAGCUUGCAGAUCUCCAAAACUUCGCAAUCCUAUCAGCGAUGCCAAUGGUGGCCACUGAUUUUGAUAGACUACAGCCCAGCGGUUUUGUCGCAAACAGUAACACUUCUGGUGGUAUUGCGCCGCAUCGUUCUCGUGAAAUCCUAGUGUCUCAACCAUCAGAGUGUCUCCGACGCUCUAUGUCACCAACCCUUCAAAAUGCGUCGAUUUCUCUUGGCCAUCGGCGCGUUCGUUCUGAUGCAACAUCAGCGCCCUUUAUUAUUUAUGACAAAAGGAGUCGUAAUACGGUGCCACAAAGACGAUUUCGUUGCAGUCGACGAUUCUUGCAAUGUGUUGGAAUUACGAUGAUCAUACUCGCCUUCCUAGUCUUCGAAACUAUCAAUAACCAACAGCAACCUGCAGACCCCACCACCACCACCUCCGAUUCCCAAGACGACUCAUCAAAACCCCCUCCUGACUCGCCUUACAAUCAGAAUGGCACGAAAAGUAGUACAUCUUCCCAUGAAAAAAAUGACGAUUUCGUCCUCCACCGUCAAAUAUUCGGUCUGCGAGUUAUCAAUCGGCAUGGAUUUGAAUUGCGAUGGGAUACUGACAGCCUCUGGCGACACAUGGCUUUCUCCGCCUGGCCGUCAAUUGCCGAUCGGUAUAACUUCAGUCUGUCUGGAUGGCGUUUGGUUGUCUUCGAACCCAUCCAUGUGGUGCAGUUGUUCUCACCUGAAUCGGCUGUUCAAGCGGGACCUCUUGUUGUUGAUGAGGAAGAGCGCCUGACUGCGGGAGGGGAAGGAGGAUGCCAAACUGAUGGGGCUUCAACUACCACAGAUGAGUUCUCUGGGACAACUCAAUCAGUCAAUUCUGAGGACGGUGAGUUCGAUGGAGACCGCACAUGGUGGUCCCAUGUGCUGACCUUCGGUCACAAGGAGGCCCUCGCUGCACUGGGACUGCCCUGGGGCGAUUUGUUGGUAUCCUGGACAGCCCGUCUGUGGGACACUGCCAAAAUGGCUGGUGUCUCUUUUCUGGGCGGUGGAUUCUUCCUUGCAAUCACCCUCAUCUGCAUGAUACUAGUGCAUCAACACUUUUCAAAUUCCAACCCUGGUGCCUGUCGUGAACCAAUGGCUCGAGUACGUCAACACUCCAUCCCACUAAUCAAUCGACGUCACAAUAUUCAGGAAUGGGUUAUUGCCUACAGUGAUCGUGAACUUUACUACAACACAACUCCCAACUUAAGCAUCGGACUCAACACUCGUCAGACACCUCGAGGUAAUCUCAGAGGUCCAGGAGAUAUCCAGACCCUCAUUGCGGUGACCGUUUCAGGAUACUUCGGAGGUUCUCAUCUUAUGCGUGGUAUCAGGAUAUGGACGGCUGAUGGUGCCUCUCCAGUCGGCGCCAUCGAUAGAUUUUACCCUGGUUGCUUUAAAGUUCGGGCAGCGGCUUCAACCCAUCGGAAUCUCGAGCGUCGCUUCAGUCCCAUUUGGUCGAUGAAGAUACAUCCUCCAACUGGUUGUCUUCUCGCAGGAUGUGCUAAUGGAACCAUUGAGGCAAGUCCUCACCAUUCCUCCAUUCAACUUUGCGCUUUCUCACUUUUAACUUUAUUUCGAGUGGAAAUUCUACAUGAUCGGCAAUUGUCAGCUUCACUGGUCGAGAAAGUGUCAGCUCUCUAUGAUAGGCAGAUUAUUCAUCUAGGACCAACUGUUUGGGAUUUAAAUACCCUUGAAUUGCGUCAGUUAAUCGAUUUGACCUUGCCUAAUGCCUUCUACGAUGCCGAAGGAGCACCGAUCGAUAACGGAAACGAGUCAAUCCGAGUCGGUGGUGUCACUGUCAUUGAGCCCUCUCUAGAAAAUCACUACGUCUUCUACUUCGGUACAAACAACGGUUUUGUGGGCUGUGUCAAAUGGGACCUACCUAUAAGGAGCUGCAGACCCUCACGAUGUAACUACAGACCGGACACUGUGGCAGGUAGCCCGGACCCAUCCCCUCCUCUACAGCCCCGACCCCAGUGGGAUGUUCAUGCAAAGUGGGCUGCUCACCCGAGUAAUCAUGCCGUCUCUCUGAUUUCACUCCAACGUGUCUUUCCUGGGUAUGUUGUUAUGAGGAUGCAUAUCGCGGUGUAG